Aphanomyces invadans is the source of this 2164-nucleotide messenger RNA. RefSeq lists its product as hypothetical. NCBI's taxonomy places the organism in Eukaryota, Oomycota, Saprolegniomycetes, Saprolegniales, Verrucalvaceae. The record is from RefSeq and is a predicted model, not a curated record. The coding region runs from base 74 to 1957 and encodes 627 amino acids. The transcript has a single exon.
CGGUCGUCGACCUGAUUCCGAGACAUCCGAUGUGUCGUGAGCAUGCUGGCUUGAGAGUUGUGGGCAAGUGUCGAUGGUGCUAUAUCCAAGCAGCGGCGCGUCGACGAUGGACGUGCGCCGCACCACAGCAUUGUCCGCAAGCAAGUCGCCCGGGUUGGUGCUGUACACACCGAUGCACCCACCAGUGCCCCACCACUCGAGCAGUCGGUCGAUAUCGACGACGUGGGACACGACCGACGACUACGGACGGCGAGGUGGCGGCGUGCCGUACUCGUUGCAGGUGGACACGGGUAGUUCUGUCGACGACUCGAUGAUCCUGAAAGACGACUACAUCGUCGAUACGAUCCUCGAGGAAGGCGCGCUUGUUCCUGGCGGCGCACUCCACUUGUGGUCGAUGGAAGCGUGUGCGCUGUACGCCCAGUACGCGUCGAUCGGGAUCGUGUACGGGAUGCUGCCCCAACUCGCGUACCCCGUGUAUGCAGUGUAUCUGCGCCUCGAAGGAUACCAAGUGAGUUCGUACAGCAUCUUGGUCAACAUGGCGUGGUCGCUAAAGAUCUUUUUCGGCAUGGCCUCCGACUGCAUUCCGAUCGGGGGCUACCGCCGCAAGCCAUGGAUGGUCCUGGGGUGGUUGAUCUGCUUUGGCAAUUGCCUCUUCAUGGCGCUAUAUCCAUUCAGUCGCCCGUAUUGCGACCCCCCCGCGACCGACCUGGUCGCGGUCGCGCAAUGCCAGAAUCGGUCCUACCCACCGAACGCUCCGUUCCUCAACAAGGGCGCGCACUCAAACUUGUACACGUUCAUCGUACCGUCGAUGCUGGCGAGCGUAGGCUACGUCAUGUCUGCCUGCGCGAGCGACGCCAUGGUCGUGCAGUACGCCCAGCGGGAGCCCGCCGCGACGCGUGGGCGCACCCAGACGGCCAUUUACGUUGUCCGCACCAUGGCGACGAUCGUGUCGCAGCUCGUGGUGGGGUUUUGCCUCAAUGGCCGCGAGUACGGCGGCGAGUUUUCGUUUUCGCUCCCGAUGAACGUCAUCUACGCCUUCUUGUGCAUCCCGUGCGUCCUGGUCACGAUCGUCACUGUAUUUGGCAUCCACGAGCACCAAACCGAGCGCGUGCCGUUCGCCAAGUACAUGGGCGGGUUGUGGUCAUUGCUCCAGAAGCAAGCACUGUGGCAAAUCAUGGCGUUUCGAUUCCUCAGCAACAUGUUUCAAGGGUUCAGUUCGACGGCGAUCCCGACCAUGUCGUCCGAAUGGGUCCAGCUCUGGCCGAUCGUGGAUUCCGUCUCGACAGCGUUCGGGUCGGUCAUUUUUGCCAGCAUCAUGACCGUCGUCGGCAAAUACGGCCUCCAGUGGAAUUGGCGGUGGACGAUUGCGCUCUCAACGCUCGGCCUCGUCUCGCUCGACAGCGUCGUGUACAUGGCGACGAUCUGGGACGUGUACCGGAACCAGUGGUUCUUCACGGGCGUCGUCUUGGCCGACAACAUCCCGACGGGCGUCCGGUUCAUCGUGAGCAUCUUUUGCGCCGUCGAGAUUGCCGACCUCGGCAUCGAAGGCACCGUGUACGGCCUCGUAACGACUGUCAACAACCUCGCGACGCCCGUCGCGGGCGUGUUGUACAAAUGGAUCGACGCGUACUUCAAGGUCACGUCGGACGACAUCAAGACGGACACGACCGAGAUUCGGUGGCAUGUGACGUACACGUUCUUGAUUGCGUAUGCGAUGAAAGUGCUGUCGCUCGGGUGGCUCUUCUUGCUGCCGCCGCAAAAGGCCCACCUCCAGCGCCUCAAAAAGUACGGCCACAAGAGCCCGGUCGCGGGCGCCGCCGCCGUCGUCCUCUUUCUCGCGUUCCUCGUUUUCUCGAUCACGACCAACUUGAUGUCGAUCAUUUCGUCCACAAGGUGCUAUCGCAUCGCGGGCGGCAAAGGAUGCGAUCAACACGUCACGGACCGGUGUGUGUGCUGACGAGGUCGUGGUGGUGGCCUGUCGUGUGUUCGUCGUGUAGCUGCUGUCGUUGUUGCCAUGAACGUAGUCGGUGUCUUCAUGGCGGAGUGGUUGGUCUUUCUUUCCGACGUCAAGCAGGAGCGAUGCAGGCAUACCGCGUCGAGCUGUGGCGCGGCUGCUUUUCUGCCUGUGGCCCCUGUCCUGAAUGGAAUGGGCUGUGUAUGCGUG